AUGUCGCCCCGAGCUGCGUACUUGACCAUAUUCUGGGCUUGCCUUAAAAACCUGCAAGUUCUGUUCAUAGCUGAUCGCAACCUCGCAGACGGAUUUCAUCUCCCCGAGCUCAAUUUCCCGGAGCAAUCCAUCACCUGCACCUCCGCGUCCACCACUCUCCUCCCCGAAUGUCUUUCAAUCACGCCCUCCCUCUACUCCCUCAUCACCGCCUUAUUCACCCUUGGAGGUCUUCUCGGUUCAUCGACCAGCUCCAACGUCGUAUCACAGCGGGGGCUGAAGGGAGGUAUCGCCUUGACUGGCUGGCUGAACCUUAUCGGUGCUGGAAUCAUGACAUUUGCGCCUCAUUGGACCAUCCUUGCCUUGGGGAGACUGGUAGCGGGUACAGCUUCAGGCUUGGGCAUUAGCCUGGUACCGCCAUUCCUCUCGGUGAUUGCGAAGAGCGAAGCAGAGCUAGCUAGCAAGUCUGGUAUGGUCGGGACCAUGAACCAGCUGGCUAUCGUCUUGGGUAUUUGUUCCGGACAGGUCGCUGGAUUGCUGUUGACCGGUGAAAAAGGGGAGGUACCGGGGAGUUGGCGAUAUGUGACGGCUAUUAGCGGCGCUGUUGCUGUCGCCCAGAUCUUGUCGGCUGGUAUCAUCUCCUCACCCACUGGUGAACACAAGGCUCCUGCAUCCCCCGUAGAUGCCGAAUCUGGUCCUCGUGAUGAAGCAGCUUCGCCCCUCCUCCCGGGUGCAUCUUCCACACCCCAAACCCAGCUGACUCUCCCCCAAAUCUUAUCCAAUCCCUCCCUACGUGGUCCCUCCAUAUUAUGCGCCGCUAUCAUGGCCCUUCAGCAACUAUCUGGUGUCAACGCUGUCAUGUUCUACUCCACCCCCGUCCUGCGCCCGCUCUUGCCGACCUCGGUGGGAGUGGUCGGGGUGGGUAUCACUGUGGUCAAUGCCAUCAUGACACUACCCGCGAUCUUCUUGAUGGACCGCCUCGGCAGAAAGACUUUGAUACUGGCAUCCAUUGGCGGUAUGGCAACGACCAGCGUCCUCCUGGCUUUCGGAUUGAACGACCACCUCCAAGCACUCAGUGCCAUCUCGAUCAUCGCCUUCAUCGCUUCCUUCUCUAUCGGGCUUGGACCUGUACCAUUCUUGCUCACCUCUGAGCUUGUCCCCCAACCUGCCGUGGCAGCGCUUUCCAGCCUCGCUAUAUCGACCAACUGGGUCACCGCCUUCUUGGUCGCGCUGUUCUUCCUCCCUCUGCGGGACUUGCUGUCAUCCCCGGUGGACCCCCGACAACCGGAGAAUGGACGGAAAGGCGAAGGCAGAGUGUUUUAUGUCUUUACCAUCGUACUCUUGCUGGGCGGGGUAAUGAUUCUCAGAGGCCUCAAGACAAGGCAAUGA
This is a messenger RNA of Cryptococcus wingfieldii CBS 7118, 1386 nucleotides long. Its product is annotated as vacuolar membrane protein. Bases 1 to 1386 code for a protein of 461 amino acids. The record is from RefSeq and is a predicted model, not a curated record. The transcript is spliced from 6 exons. Lineage: Eukaryota; Fungi; Basidiomycota; Tremellomycetes; Tremellales; Cryptococcaceae. Gene Ontology annotation, biological process: monosaccharide transmembrane transport. Gene Ontology annotation, cellular component: membrane. Gene Ontology annotation, molecular function: hexose transmembrane transporter activity.